Cucumis melo (muskmelon) is the source of this 2626-nucleotide messenger RNA. Its product is annotated as protein NRT1/ PTR FAMILY 5.10-like. Gene Ontology annotation, biological process: dipeptide transport; transmembrane transport. Bases 627 to 2318 code for a protein of 563 amino acids. The transcript has 5 exons. Gene Ontology annotation, cellular component: membrane. Gene Ontology annotation, molecular function: tripeptide transmembrane transporter activity; dipeptide transmembrane transporter activity. The record is from RefSeq and is a predicted model, not a curated record. Lineage: Eukaryota; Viridiplantae; Streptophyta; Magnoliopsida; Cucurbitales; Cucurbitaceae.
AAAGUGAUUGGAGAAAGGGGUAGUUAACGGUAUUAUUGUGGAAGUUGAGGGAACUUAUGGACUAAAUAAAUGAAUCUAAAGUGAAGAUUAGAAAGAUAUAUUUUAUUACUCGGAGGAUCCGCGACGACUCAGUUCUGAUCCAUUUCUCUCUCCCGCCCCUUUUUUCGCCACCAUCCCCCACCCUCCCGAUUUCUUCUCCGACGACCAACUCUGGAAUCUCCAAACUCACGCCCACGCUGCAUUGUUCUUUUCUCCGGCGGAUUUCUCUUCAGCUAGCUUCAAGGCGGCGGUGCUACUCAAGCUCACGACAGUGACGACAGAAACCCGCGCCUUUCACCCCUCAACUGGCAGUGACAAGGCUUUUCUUGACCGAUUAUAAACCGGACACCGCUUUUGCCCUCAAUUCAGUUUGUACAGAGCUUGAAGAAGACAAAACGGCGAAAUCGAACUUAUUCGAUUAAGAACCAAACUAAAUUUGAUGCUGUUUGCCGUCUUUUAGUAGAUUCGUACUUCCAGCAGCAAUCACGAGUCAAUUUUGUUGGAUAUACAAAACAUGGACUAAGGAGUGUUCAAAGUUCAUUUGGUAAGAUUCGUACUUGCAAGCGUUUGUAAGUAAUAAGUGUAAAAUGGAGGUUCCUCUAUUGGAUGAGACGGUGGAGGGUGCAGUUGAUUACAAUGGCAACCCAGUCUGUAGAUCCAAUUCCGGCGGCUGGAGAUCUGCCUCCCUCAUUAUAGGAGUGGAGGUUGCUGAGAGAUUUGCCUACUAUGGAGUUUCCUCCAACUUGAUUAACUUCUUGACGGACCAGCUUCAGCAGUCAACGGUCACGGCAGCUAAGAAUGUCAAUGCCUGGUCCGGUACCGCCUCCUUGCUACCUUUACUCGGCGCCUUUCUGGCUGAUUCAUUCCUAGGACGAUACUGGACUAUUGUUCUUUCCUCUGCCCUCUACAUUCUGGGCCUUGGGUUGUUGACCAUGUCUGCAUUGAUAUCUUCUCCAAGCACUUCUGCCUGCCAACAGACUGAAAAAUCCUUACCAUGUUCUCCCAAUCUUUUCCAAGUUAUUUUGUUUUUCUUCUCCUUAUAUUUGGUCGGAUUGGCUCAAGGGGGACACAAGCCUUGCGUCCAAGCUUUUGGAGCCGACCAAUUUGAUGGACAACAUCCAGAAGAGAGCAUAUCUAAAAGCUCUUUCUUCAAUUGGUGGUAUUUUGGUAUCUCUUUGGCCACUUUUGCAACUGUUAAUAUCUUGAACUAUGUGCAAGAUAACCUCAGCUGGAGUCUUGGUUUUGGAAUUCCUUGUAUUGCUAUGGUUUUAGCACUUGUAGUCUUCUUCCUUGGAACUAGGACGUACAGGUUCAGUAACAGAGGGGAUGAGGAAAACCCAUUUGUAAGAAUUGGACGGGUGUUUAUCACUGCAGUAAAAAAUUGGCGAGUGAAUUCUUCAGAAAUGGCUCGUGAAGAGGAAAUCCGUGGCCUUUUACCUCACCAUAGCUCUAAACAGUUGAGGUUUCUCGAUAAGGCUUUGAUCGCACCUAAUAGUUUGAAGGAAGACGGUCGUGCAUGUAGCAUCAGUGAAGUUGAGGAAGCAAAAGCAGUCCUGAGGCUUGUUCCGAUAUGGGUGACAUGCUUAGCAUUUGCUAUUGUAUUCUCUCAGUCAUCAACUUUCUUUACAAAACAAGGAGUCACAAUGGAUAGAUCAAUAGCUUUUGGGUUUGAAGUACCGGCUGCUUCACUUCAAUCUUUUAUCAGUCUAGCCAUUGUCAUUUCCCUUAUGAUAUAUGAUCGCAUACUCAUUCCGAUUGCAAGAAAUUUCACUGGGAAACCUUCUGGAAUAACAACGCUACAAAGAAUUGGAUUUGGGAUGCUACUAUCUGCUAUUUCCAUGGUCAUUGCUGCAUUAGUUGAGAUUAAAAGGCUUAAAACAGCUCAAGAAUAUGGUUUGGUUGAUCUGCCUAAGGCGACUGUUCCUUUGAGUAUAUGGUGGCUGGUUCCUCAGUAUGUUCUGUUUGGAGUUGCCGAUGCUUUCACCAUGGUUGGGUUGCAGGAGUUUUUUUAUGACCAAGUUCCGAGUGGAUUAAGAAGCAUUGGUCUCUCCUUGUAUUUGAGUAUCUUUGGGAUUGGCAACUUUUUAAGCAGCUUUCUCAUCUCUGCCAUUGAAAAAUUAACUAGUGGGAAUGGCAAACAGAGUUGGUUUGACAAUAAUCUCAACAAAGCUCAUCUCGAUUACUUCUACUGGUUACUUGUUGGACUUAGUGCUCUUGGGUUGGCUGCUUUCUUAUUUUCUACCAGAACUUACAUCUAUAACAAGGGGAACACCAUGUAAGUAUAAUUUGGUAGGGUGUAUUUGGUCUGAGGAGUUAGAGAAAUAGGAGUUGGGAAGUGAAAGUAGUAAGCUCCAAUUUCGUUUGUUCUAAGGGAAUUUGUUGGUCUCACUAUCGAAAAACAUCAAUUUUGUAUAUUAUCUACUAUUUAAGUUGUGGGUGGAGAGUUCCCGAAUCCCUAGAUUUCAGGAUUCCUUAGAACUCACUAUUCCAUUUCUUACAAAUCCAUGGGAUGAAAAUGCAUCUUUUUGUACUGCAAUGCAACAGCUUGAAUUUUUUUGGGAAUCCUAUUUUUAAAGUCGUUUUCAUA